Triticum aestivum (bread wheat) is the source of this 1752-nucleotide messenger RNA. RefSeq lists its product as uncharacterized. The record is from RefSeq and is a predicted model, not a curated record. Bases 284 to 814 code for a protein of 176 amino acids. The transcript has 2 exons. NCBI's taxonomy places the organism in Eukaryota, Viridiplantae, Streptophyta, Magnoliopsida, Poales, Poaceae.
UGAUUCGUUCUCACCCGAACGGACGGACGCAACGCCCGGUCUCUGCCUGCCCCAAUCCCAACUCCAGGUCGUCGUCCCCAACACACCAUGAGGACGAAGAUGGCGGCGGCGCUGGUCCGGGCCUCCGGGGGGAUCGGACCUCCUACGCCUGCCCGAUCCUCCUACUUCUCCUCGCGCUGCUCCUCCCUGUCCCCGCUCGCGGCCAUCUCCAACGCCUCCUCCCACGCCUACGCCUUCGCGGGCCAUCAGCCGGUGCCUGCCCCGGAUCCCACCUUCUUCGACGAUGUCGUCGACGCCAUCGUCGACAAGUACGGCUAGGACCCCGACGCCGAGGUCCGGGAUUGGCCGCUCGACGCCGAGGGCGCGCUCGUCGACGCCGCGUAGUGCUACGAGUUCCCCGCCCGCGUGGGGCCCCGCGGUCGCGCUGGCGCGGGCCUCCGACGGGGCCGUCGACUGGAGCCGCCCCGACGCCCCCGCGGUGGAGGAGGUGGUCGGGCCCGACGGGGUCGACUUUGUGACCGGCGAUGGCGACCUGGCGUUCGGCUCCGGCGUUAGGGUCCGUGACAUGGUAGGGCCGUUCGAGCUGGUGGUCUGCGAUGGCGCUGGCAGGGGCCGCGCAGAGCUCCAGUUGCCGUCGUGUCUGCACCACCGCCGAAUGCAUGUUCCGGCAGUCCACGCAUCGAUCACUAGCAAAUUAAAAAGGCAUGAACGCACUAAACAAAAAUUUUGUGUAGAUGAUUCUUGUAUAUGGCAGUGGCACACGCGCUGGUUGAUGAAGCCGCUGGGCCGGAAGGACCUCUCAUUGCCAUGCUAAUGAGUAUCACGACGAACAUGGCCCCCACCUCAAUGCCUCCCUGUCGGCGGUGAGGUCUGGCCGGAUCUGUACGACCCGCAAUAUUAGUAAAGAAAAAGAAUAGCUUGAUUGUUCUAUGACUCUGUCGUGGAUAGGUAAUUUGCAUCAGAGGUCUAUAGGAUCUCCGCCAUUAGUUUCCCAUUAGAAAAUUGAGUUACUAAAUUAAGGAAGAUGUACAAAGAGAGGUAAUCGAUGGCAUCAUAUGCAUCAGAAGAUCCUCAUCACCGAAGUAGUACUCCACCAGUCCACCUACAGUUUUGGAACAUAUAAACACGGCAUCAAAGUGCUACAUGGCACCAAAUAAAGAGUUCAGGUCAGGGUGUUAUACUGCAGCUAAGUAGUAUAGUCUGAAUUUCUAAGUUUGAGGAGGAUUUCAGUGUUUCUAAAGAAAGGGACAAGGAUCAGGGCUAUAAGAUUGUUGAAAGACUCAUAGACAUGUACCAUGAAUCGGUUACAGUAUGCUUUCUACCCGUCUUUUCCUUAUAUUGACUAAACCUUAGUAAAUAACUAUUUCCAGUUUUCUCAUGUAACCUGAACUGCUGCUGGUUUAAAUUUCAGUUCUGCAAGCUGCGGCACACAUGGUCUGCCUCCGUGUCGUCCUACCUGCUUUAGGGCCCUCUACUUCUUCCCCCAAGAUUGCCAUUAUGAUUAACAAAUCUGACGAGAGCAAUUUAAUUGGUGACACAUCAUAUUUAUUCUGCAACUGCAUGUGAAUUCUCAUCUUGCGCCUACCUCUUUUGCUUACCAGGUUGCAAAAUUUCAUUAACUUAUUUGUCGAAGUAUCCUGCAAAAUCAUUUCUCUUAUGGGAAUUAGCCUAUUGUAUUGAUCUAACAAGGUCCACUUCAACCUACGUAACAAUUAUGCAGUGAAGAUGGAGAGCUUUAGGCAAAAAAAGAAA